CCGCACCCUGGGCUCGCCGCCUCCGCGCCCCGCGCCCCGCACCAGGCGCCCCAGCGGGCGCAACGCACGAUGCCGCAGCUGGACUCGGGCGGGGGCGGUGCGGGUGCUGGCGACGACCUCGGCGCGCCCGACGAGCUGUUGGCCUUCCAAGACGAAGGCGAGGAACAGGACGACAAGAGCCGCGACAGCGCCGCGGGCCCCGAGCGGGACCUGGCCGAGCUCAAGUCCUCACUGGUGAAUGAGUCCGAGGGCGCGGCCGCAGGCGCCGGGGUCCCGGGUCCCGGCGUCCGGGUGCACGGAGAGGCCGAGGGAGCCCCCGAGGCCCUGGGACGAGAGCACACUUCGCAGAGACUUUUCCCGGACAAACUUGCAGAGUCCCUAGAGGACGGCCUGAAGGCCCCGGAGUGUGCCAGCGGCAUGUACAAAGAGACUGUCUACUCUGCCUUCAAUCUGCUCAUGCACUACCCACCGGCCUCCGGAGCAGGGCAGCACCCCCAGUCUCAACCCCCGCUGCAUAACAAGGCUGGCCAGCCCCCACAUGGCGUCCCCCAACUUUCUCCACUCUACGAACAUUUCAGCAGUCCACACCCCAACCCUGCACCUACGGACAUCAACCAGAAGCAAGGAGUUCACAGGCCGCUGCAAACCCCUGAUCUCUCUGGAUUUUACUCUCUGACCUCAGGCAGCAUGGGACAGCUCCCCCACACUGUGAGCUGGUUCACCCACCCGUCCUUGAUGCUGGGAUCUGGUGUACCUGGACACCCAGCAGCCAUCCCUCAUCCGGCCAUUGUACCCUCCUCAGGGAAGCAGGAGCUGCAGCCAUAUGACCGAAGCCUGAAAACACAAGCAGACCCCAAGGCAGAGAAGGAGGCUAAGAAGCCAACCAUCAAAAAACCCCUCAAUGCUUUCAUGCUUUACAUGAAGGAGAUGAGAGCCAAGGUCAUUGCAGAGUGUACACUCAAGGAAAGCGCUGCCAUCAACCAGAUCCUGGGUCGCAGGUGGCAUGCACUAUCUCGAGAAGAGCAGGCCAAGUACUAUGAACUGGCUCGCAAGGAAAGGCAGCUGCACAUGCAGCUAUAUCCAGGCUGGUCAGCGCGGGAUAACUACGGAAAGAAGAAGAGGCGGUCAAGGGAAAAGCAUCAAGAAUCCACCACAGACCCUGGCUCGCCUAAGAAAUGUCGUGCUCGCUUUGGCCUCAACCAGCAGACGGAUUGGUGUGGUCCGUGCAGGAGGAAAAAGAAAUGCAUUCGGUACUUACCCGGAGAAGGCCGCUGCCCCAGCCCCGUUCCUUCCGAUGACAGUGCUCUAGGCUGUCCCAGGUCCCCAGCUCCCCAGGACUCACCCUCUUAUCUUCUGCUGCCCCACUUCCCCACAGAACUGCUUGCUAGCCCAGUGGAGCCAGCACCAACAUUCUCAGGUCACUCUGCAGCUGUCACUCUUCCAGCUCCUGAGUCCCCAAAGACCCUCCACAGCACCCUCCAGAAUACACAAGUACAGCAACAGGAACCUCAGAGGCAGGCAGCCUAGCACACACAGGACACCUGGCUUGCUUCAGGGGCCCACCCCUAACUCAAGAGGAGGCAACAGCAAGACCAGAUCACGGAACUGGUUAGGGGUUCUCUCCAGGUGCUGAAGAUUUCAAAGGCUGCUUAAACUACUCCCAGAACUGGAGGCCAUCAAGUCACGUGGUAGGGAUCACAUCUGUGCAGCUGUAUCGUCUCCCGAAGGGCAUCCUGGUACCAAUGGUAGCCAUACCUUUUCUUUUUGUCAUGCCUUGCUAGCUGGAUGCCCCUACAGUUUUUUGGUUUGGUUUGGUUUGGGUUUUUUUUUUUUUUUGCUGCAGGUCAGAUGAGUUGGACUGGCGGAGUUCAGCUGCCUUCUCUACAAAUGCCUGUCCUCUACCACACCUUCUCCAUGCCAAUACUUCUUGGACCAAGAAUACCUGCUUUAUCACACAAGAUGAUUUUGUGGUUGGUCACCAGCCACAAAAGUCUAAAUAAUGCUUCUCUCUUAAGGAGCAGAGAAGCUCUGUUUACAAAGAACAGCUGCUGUUCAUAAGCUGGGUCAGAGGAAGCUUCUUACUGUCUUCCCAGGAGCUUGCAAGAGGAGGAAAUGGGAUAGGUUAGGUUUAAGGUCUUUCAGCCUAGGCAACAAAAUACCAACCCUGCCUACUGGUGGACAGUACAGUACUCAGCUUUAAUUAGAACGACUUGGAAAUCUUUCCUGAGAAACUCACCAGCCUUAGAAACUAUAGUCAAUAAAUUGAAGUUGGCUUAACUCCAGUGCGCACCCUCCCCAGUGCCAUUUCCAGGCUCAUCUAUGUCAGCUGAGUCACAGCUCCUAGGAAGCUGUGGGAGAGCAAAUCCCAAAUCCCCCAACCACCAGAGCCCAUCUUUCAGCAUUUAGAACUGGCCAGCUUCAGUUUCUCUGUGGGGCGGCAGGAAGGAAGAGAUGUUACAACUAAAGCAAGGAGUCCAUAAAACCUCUUGUGAUGGGCAUGGUUCUUUGCCACAUUCUAGAAACCCUUUUUGAGCCAAACUUAACCCUGAGCCUUGAAAAACAAGUUUUUUUGUUUAACCUUUUUUAAAAUUCUUUUCACUGUAUAUAGCCUGAAUCCAAAGAAAAGGGGCUACCAAUAUAUUCUACAAACCUUAAAAAAAAAGCGCCUUAGUUCCUACUUUAACCACUGGUUUCUCAAUCCAAAGAUCAUGUUUCUAGUGUAGUGUUACAAGUGUUGAAAAGAUUGCUGGAAUGUGGUGGGUCACACCUCUAAUCCCAAUACUUGGGAGGUAAAGGCAGGUGGAUCUCUCUGAGUUCCAGGACAGCCAGGGUUGUAUAGAGAGACCUUGUCUCAAAAAGGAGAAAAAAACCUGAUGUAGUGUCCAAAAUAUUUUUGUAUUAACGCAUUAUCAUAGAAAAACUUUUUUAAGCAAGAGAAUAAAGAUACUUUUUACUGGGUUUGUUUUUCAAAGCCUGACUGAGUAAUAAGCUGAUUCAAUUAACAGUGCCUUCCUAAUGCUCCUUUUCUUCUUAGCUGUCACCAAACAUGGAGUGUAUUCCCUGUGUGUACAAAGAUCCCAAGACUGCCAAGCUGCAAAAACCAAAAAUCACUCUCAGCAUUUCCUACAGGGGCUUGGUCCUGAUCACCACAGCUAA
Messenger RNA from Microtus ochrogaster (prairie vole), 3156 nucleotides. It is a transcript of the gene Tcf7, whose product is annotated as transcription factor 7. Gene Ontology annotation, cellular component: chromatin; beta-catenin-TCF complex. The record is from RefSeq and is a predicted model, not a curated record. Lineage: Eukaryota; Metazoa; Chordata; Mammalia; Rodentia; Cricetidae. Gene Ontology annotation, molecular function: DNA-binding transcription factor activity, RNA polymerase II-specific; RNA polymerase II cis-regulatory region sequence-specific DNA binding. Gene Ontology annotation, biological process: canonical Wnt signaling pathway; regulation of transcription by RNA polymerase II.